Molecule: messenger RNA, 1833 nt
Organism: Rhizoctonia solani
Lineage: Eukaryota; Fungi; Basidiomycota; Agaricomycetes; Cantharellales; Ceratobasidiaceae
Product: HMG (high mobility group) box protein
Exons: 4
Coding region: 1-1833 (610 amino acids)
Biological process (GO): regulation of gene expression
Cellular component (GO): nucleus
Source: RefSeq, a predicted model, not a curated record
AUGGCCAGUAGCGACCGCCAGCCCGAGGGGCCGUCGAUAGAGGAAUUUGAAGAGAAACAAGCCGAGCUCGUCGGUAAGCUCACCGAAAUAUCCACAUCAAUGCGGCAAUGCGCCGACAUUUUCGAUUCGUUCACUCGAUUCGUCGGCCAACUCUCAUUUCGGUCAACCGCGUCUGAAGUGCUCGCACAUCGUCAACCUAGCGGCCUCUUAUCUUCCAGAGGAUCCGGUAGCGCAGAUCGGUCCGAUCCGCCAUCAACCACGGCUCAAGUUGAGAGCAUUGGCUCACCGUCGAACGCUCAGGGGACUGAGGGGUACCGGCGGUCGACACAUUCGUAUCCUUCGGGACCAAUGCUCCCUCCGGCGGUUCCCACUUUCCACGCCGCAGGCUUGUCAGGGGUACAUCCGUCGCUAGCUUCUAUGCACUCGAGCACUGGGCAUUCGCCAUAUCCUUCGCAACGCCCGAGCAGCGCGGCAUCUGGAACCGGAUCAGGCGGAGUUCGUGAGACAGGAAUUCCAAGCCGCCGAGGGGUUGGUGUCGUGCCUACACCAUCUGAACAUCAUACUUCAAGCGGUAAACAUGCAAAGCGCAAACGACACCAGCCUACAGACACGGAGGAUUAUGGCGACGAAAGCGAAGUCGACACCGGUCUGGAAGGCAGUCCGCAACUCGAGGCCCACGAAGCGCCAUCUGAAAGCGACCAACCCCUCCGUCGUCCACUGAAGCGGUCCGCUGAUACGAUGGAAGAAAGCCUUAGUGCUCGCGUGUUUUUGCCGAGGGGAAGAGUGGGAGUUGGAGCGGCGCGUAAUGAAGAUCGCCUGCCACAACCUGCCACCGGCCCUAGCAUCGUCGUUUUUUCAUCAGGCCCAGGUUCGUCCAAGUCCAGGGCUCUUCACUCUCGGGGACCGGUUCCGGUGUCCACCAGGAAUCGCAAGGAGAAGAAACCGAAAGAUCCCAAUGCGCCGAAACAGCCACCUCCGGCCUAUAUCGUAUACCAAAACGAAAUCAGAGAGUCUAUGCGAGCCCGGUUCCCGACCCAUUCUCCGACGGAGCUUGUUAAGGAAAUCGCAGCAACGUGGAAGACACUGUCUAAUUCAGAACGUCAGCGGUAUAAAGACUACGCCAAUAUUGAGAAAGAUCGAUGGGUUGCGGAGCUUGCUGCAUAUCAGGCAAGUAUCUCCAAUUCAGAGGAGGGACAGAAGGGAUCGGAAGGCACGUUCCUCGCGACAACAGGCGUAAGCGACUCUCCACCUGGUUCAUCCCCUCGUCAAUCGCCGGAGCCAUCGGAUGCCGAGUCAGACCCGCAAAAGGCUCGUAGGGUAACCUCACAACAGGAUAUUCCAAGUACAUCCGGUUCAUAUGAAUAUCGCGGCUCGGUUCGGACCAGUUCAUCUUUCUCAGGACCAUCAGCCGCUGGAUUGUCUGCUAGCGGUGAAAGCCGUCCGGGAAGAAGAACCACCCAGGAAUACGGGGGACAACCACAAGAGGUGCCAAUAAGAAUGGAGCGUUCUCUUUCGCGACAUGGCUACACCCCAUCGCACUCUCCGAGGUUGUAUGGCUCAAUGUCCAUACCCCCUCCGGGUGGUCGUGCCUACCCUGGGCAUGCGGAACCUCGCCCGUCAUCGACUCGACUCCCGAGUAUCGGCUCAUUGGGUUUCGGUCACUCGUUACAGCCAGGACCGAGAGAGUCGACUCCUGGACCCAUCCGAGAGUUGUCGGAAACCGAAGGGGAGCCAGCGUCAAAACGCCAGCGAACAAAGACCAACACUCCGCCUGAAGAAAAGGAAGACGCUGACUCGGGUCGUCCAGCGCGCGAGGGACAAAAGACCGGAUAG